AUGCCUCCUUCAACAUCCACCCUCCUCCGCUUCUCGCGCACAGCCCGGCCAGCAUUCCGCUCGUCUCAAGCCAACUUCUUCACCUCGCAAGCCUGCCGCACAAGAUUCCAAUUCCAAUCCCAAUUCCGCCAGAAUGCAGGGAAGAGGUGGCAGAGCACAACAGCAGAGUCUGCGGAAGGCCACAGUUGGUUCAAGCGGAUGUGGGAUAGCCCGAUCGGGCUAAAGACUGUGCAUUUUUGGGCCCCCAUUAUGAAGUGGGCCCUCGUCAUAGCUGGUAUAUCGGACUUCUACCGCCCAGCGGAGAAGCUCUCGCUCACACAAAACGCUGCGCUCACAGCAACGGGCAUGAUAUGGACACGAUGGUGUCUAAUCAUCAAGCCACGAAACGUUCUCCUCGCUGCGGUAAACUUCUUCCUCGGCAUCGUAGGAGUCAUCCAAGUCUCCCGCAUCCUGGCCUACAAUUACAGAGUUAAGGGCGAGGGACCUAAGGUCCAAGCUGAGGCAGCCAAGGAGAGUGUUAUUGAGAGCGCGAAGGGCUUGGAGAAGAAGGUCGUUGAGGCUGUGAAGAAGGCUUAG
Messenger RNA from Venustampulla echinocandica, 576 nucleotides. Its product is annotated as Mitochondrial pyruvate carrier. Gene Ontology annotation, cellular component: mitochondrial inner membrane. The record is from RefSeq and is a predicted model, not a curated record. NCBI's taxonomy places the organism in Eukaryota, Fungi, Ascomycota, Leotiomycetes, Helotiales, Pleuroascaceae. The transcript has 4 exons. Gene Ontology annotation, molecular function: pyruvate transmembrane transporter activity. The coding region runs from base 1 to 576 and encodes 191 amino acids. Gene Ontology annotation, biological process: pyruvate import into mitochondria.